Molecule: messenger RNA, 801 nt
Organism: Micromonas pusilla CCMP1545
Lineage: Eukaryota; Viridiplantae; Chlorophyta; Mamiellophyceae; Mamiellales; Mamiellaceae
Exons: 3
Source: RefSeq, a predicted model, not a curated record
CCGCGCGCGCAGGACGCGGUGUUCGACGCCCUCGGCGGCGCGUACGCCAUCAUCGCGCUCGUCGCGCUCGCGCAGCUCGCGCGCAUCCACGCGAGAGUCCCCGAGAUCGGCCUCACGACCCAGAAGGUCUUCCACCUCCUCAACGCGUCCUGCGCGCUCGUUCGCGCCGUCGUGUUCCCGCUGCGACGACGCCUGGACGCGGUGCGGCCGCGCGUCAUCGAGCACGUCCUGCUAGAUCUCCCCGGGCUCCUCUUCUUCAGCACGUACGCGCUGUUGGUGCUGUUUUGGGCUGAGAUUUACAACCAAGCGCGGUCGCGGCCCGUCGCGGCGCUCAAGCCGACGUUCGUCGCCGUCAACGUCGCGGCGUACGUCACGCAGACGGCGCUUUGGAUCGCGGCGGGAUACGAACCGUCGCACCGCGGGACGUUCCGCGUCGCGUCGCUGUCCGUCCUCGCGUCGCUGUCCGUCCUCGCCGCGAUCGGAUUCGCGACGUACGGAGGACGACUGUUUCGAAUGCUCAGGCGCGUUCUUUCUCACACUGGUCCCCAUACGACCGCACGGUUUCCAAUCGAGAGCCGCGGGCGGAGCCGGAAACUCCGCGAAGUCGGAUGCGUCACCGUCGUCUGCACGUUCGCGUUCAUCGCGCGCGCGGGGUUGGUCAUCGCGAGCGAGAUCGAUCCGAGCAGAGACGGGUUGGACGUGUUGGGGCACCCGGCGAGGAACUGCGCGUAUUACGCGUCGUGCGAGAUCAUACCGUCGGGGUUGGUGUUGUACGUGCUGAGGAAGUUGCCGCCGCGGCGG